AUGAAAUUUCUAAUACUUUUAUUUCUUCACAUUUUAUUCCUCGAUCGAUCCACCGCUACCACUCAUCGAAAGCACAAUAGGCGAUCAUUUGACGACGAACGAUGGCUGAAUUUCAAAUUCACCGCCGAGCCCGAAGAAUCUUUGUUCUCAUCAAAAGCAUUGCUUUCGUGCAGCUACGAGUUUGAGAAAAGGGAUGGACGAGUAACCGAUGAAGUUGAGUGGCAAAAAGACGGCGAAAAGCUUGAGAAUCCCCCUCUUCUCGCAAACGGAUCACUUUGGAUUGAAAAGUUGAGUGAAGAUGACUCAGGCGAGUACUCGUGCGCUGUCAAGAUCACCGGUGUUCACAAAAACGAGUGGACUUUUCGAUCAAAGAGUGUAAAGGUCCAAGCUCGUCGACCUCUUCGCUUCAAGGCUGAACCUGAAGAUGUGCUGGUGGCCCCUGGACACUCAGCUGUCUUCAAAUGUGUUGUGGACUCGAUUGGGCCAACGAUAAUACGCUGGCUUUUCAACGAUCGACCAUUGCGGGAAAAUGAUGACAUUCGUAUCCUGCCCGUCUCGAACUCCCUUGAGAUCACUCCAGUUCUCCCAAAACAUCAAGGAUUUUAUCGCUGUGAGGUGACAAGUCAUGGAGUGAUUUCAAUCCGAUCAACGUCAGCUCGAUUACAAGUUGAUGCAACAACUCCUUCACUCAAAGGUUUCCUCUCAUCACCGAGCGAUCAACGAGUGAUUGAUGGUGAUCAAGCGAUACUCGAGUGUCUUCCUGGUGGACAAAAGCCAAGUGCACAUGUGGAAUGGCUUCGCGAUGGAUCAGUGCUGGUAGAGGAUGGGCAACGAGUUAAACGAAUCUCCGGAUCGUUACACUUCACAAAAACUCGCUUAUCCGAUGAAGCCUCGUACACUUGCCGAGCAAAUUUAAACAGUCAAAUCUACGAGAAAAUGGCGCAGCUGAGUGUGAUUGAGCCACCAAGGCUUGUGCGAAGUCUCUCAGAUAAAAUCGCUUUGGAAACGACUGAUGUCGAGCUAAUCUGUGAAUUUCGUGGCAAUCCAACACCGAAAAUUCGCUGGCUAAAGAAUGGUGUGCCGGUGAAAGCCUCCGAGUACUUUUUAAUCGAUGAGAAUCGACUACAAGUGUUAGGAGUCGUGAAAAUGGAUCAAGGUGUCUACCAGUGCAUCGGGGAAAACGAGGCAGGCUCUGUGCAAUCGAUUGCGCAACUACUCGUGGAUAGUGCUGACAGCUCCUCUAUUGCUGCUUCUUCAGGAAAACCAAUGCUUUCAACACCGCCAUUAGCUUUGAAAACGACACUUAUUGGCGCUCGAUCUCUCGGUGUUGAAUGGGAUGCACCAAUGGAAGCUCACGGAAACAUUCUCAUUUAUCACGUUUUUUAUCGAGAAGAAGGAUCAACUAGAGAACGAGCUAUGAAUGCAUCAUCUCGUUGGGUGAAUCUUGGAUCUCUUCAGCCGGAAACUCUCUACAUUAUACGAGUGGCUGCUGAGAAUGAGGCUGGUGUUGGACAAAGCAGUGAUCACAUUAAAGUCACCACUUCAAAAGAACAAGCCGUUCCCGGACGGAUCUCUCGUUUGGGAGCACAAGCGACCGACUCGGAGAAAAUCGAGGUCCGUUGGGAGCCACCAACAACGGAAAGUGGCGGCCCAACUCCACUCCGUUAUCGUCUUUUCUAUAUCAGACACCCGCCACAGCACAAUGAGCGAGAGACACAGAUCACCGUCUCUUCAACAGAAUAUACACUACAUGGAAUGGACAAAUAUACAGAGUACGCGAUUCGUGUUGAGGCUGAGGGAGCGAACGGAGCCGGACUAUCAUCGGACACGAUUACGGUGCGCACUCUAUCCGACGUUCCGUCAUCAGCUCCGGAAGAGAUUUCAGUUGACGCUCAGUCUUCAACGUCGAUUCGAAUCUCAUGGAAACCGCCGCCAAAACAGAAUCAGCAUGGAGAGCUGACAGCUUAUCGAAUCAAAUACAAGACAAAGCAAAGAGGGGGUAAGACAAGCACCGUGAACAUUGAAGAUCCACUGACGGGAGAGCAUGUGAUUGAUGGAUUGGACCCCAAUCAACACUAUCAGCUGAGAAUCGCAGCUGCGAAUCAGAAUGGCACUGGACCCUUCUCAGAUUGGCUGCGAGCCGACACGCCAGCCGUGGACAAAGAGGAGAAACUAUUGGGAGCGCCAGUUGAGCUGAAACCAAUUGCAGGCCCUGACUACAUUCUGGUUACCUGGAAGCCGCCAUCUGACGAAACGACGAUCGUUCGCGGCUAUACGAUUGGCUGGGGUCACAACGUGCCAGAUGUCGAAUCAACAAGUGUUGGGGCAAACGCAUUGCAGUAUCGAAUCGAGAAUCUCAAUCCAGGCAGAGAAUAUGUGAUAAGUGUUCGAGCGAAGAACAAGUACGGUCAAGGGUAUCCAAUCUAUGAGACAGUUCGAACGGGAACUGAGAGAGGAAGGAAUGCAUUUGGAAUGGAAAUGGACUCGGGCGAUGGUACAGCGGUUACGCCGAUCGCCGUUCGAGCGGAGGCUCUCUCCGCGUCGUCGAUGAAAAUCACGUGGUCCGAUCCCGAUGAGGAGGCUUUUAAUGUCAAGUAUACGGUCAAAUACAGCACUGGUGCUGAAGGCAAUAAACUCCACUACGCCGAGUCAUCAGAGCCAUUUGCUGUCGUGGAAUCGUUAAGACCAGCCACCGAGUACGAGUUCGCCGUGCGAGCAUCACACGGCGGUGCACAUUCGCUAUGGAGUAUGGCGACGAGAAAUAAAACCCUUUCCUCGCCUCCAUCUUCAGCUCCUCGUGAUCUCUCGUUGUCUCCAUCACCAUCCGGUGAUCCACAUCACGUUCUCCUGCAUUGGCAACCACCAAAAUAUUCGAAUGGAGAGCUGAUCGAGUACUUGAUCUACUACUCUGAUCGUUCUGGCCUUGAUGACAAAGAUUGGCGGCUUGCUUCAGUCCCAGCUGAUCGAAUGUCGCAUUCGAUUCACGAUCUCCUCCCAAAGAGUAUUUACUAUUUCAAGAUUCAAGCAAGGAAUAUAAUGGGUUACGGUCCUUUAUCUCCAAUUGUUACAUGGAGAGGGCUAGGCGGUGUGCAGACGCCACCGAACAGUCGGGUCACCAUCAUCGACCAGGAGAGCGCCUCGUUCGAGAAAUUGGCUCAAAUGCUCCUCGCACAUCCAAUUCAUUUGAGUGUGGCGGCGAUUCUCUUACUGCUUGUCGUAAUCGCGGUCAUUGUUUGCGCUAUCUGUAUGAUCAAAAAGUCCACAAAACGGAAGCCGAGCAACGGGAAACGGGGUCAAAGUGGCGAUUUGUGGAUUAAUCACUCUCAUGGAUCACAUAUGAGACCAGCGACGACAAUGGAGCUUUUGGGAGAACCGUUGACUGAGCUGAAGCCGAGUCUUCGCACACAUGGCGCUGUCGACUCACCCCCACCUCGAUAUCAUGCACUGCAGACAGCGCACGAGAUGGAAAUCGAUCGUGGAUACGGCACAGUGUCUUCAGCGGUGAGUCGACCAAAUCGCCCGCGAGCUCCAUUGAGGGGAUCGAUCUCUGGAGGGAAUGAUGGAGGGAUGGGAAAAGCAUUGUUGAUCGGCAGAGCUCAUCCCAUUCAACCGCUCAACUUCACCAAUCAAUACGCACAAUCCGAGGAUAACGAGAGUGGUACUCUGUCCCGAUCCUAUCAUCACUCAUCGUCAAGCCUUGAGCAAAGGACCCCAAGAACGCCGCAAGUGUUGUACACAGGGACAGGAAAACAUCAGCCAAUCGCUAAAAUCGAGUUGGACUCACCGUAUGGUUCAUCUAGUCAACUCACGCCCACUCCUCCUCUACAAGCUCCUCCAAACAAUCCACCAAUCACUUCCGAUGGUUACCGAACGUUGCGUGGACAAGCUACAACUGCAAGUGGAAAUCCGUUGAGAUCAUUUACUUCUGUCUGCCAACCACCGCAACAACCACGGCCAGUGAUUAUCGCAGCUGGCGGAAGGCAAGUACCCGUUGGAAGAGCCCAAGCUCAGCCACGCGUCAACAUGGCCAAUAUCUACAGCCCUUACGCUUCUUGCUCUCAACUCCCAGAUGAUGAGAAACAUUUGGCGAAACCAGAGUCUUCGGAAUCCGACGAAAGGACACCGCUGCAUGGAUCGGGUUCAAACGAAGAGCUAAACGAGAUCACAGAGAAUAUUGAUGCGUUGAUGCAAGAUCUUCAAGGAAUUCACAAUCAUUACGGAAUCCCGUCAAAUCCGCACCCAAAUCGACCGGGCACCGCGUGGAGUAACGAU
Molecule: messenger RNA, 4272 nt
Organism: Mesorhabditis belari
Lineage: Eukaryota; Metazoa; Nematoda; Chromadorea; Rhabditida; Rhabditidae
Source: the annotation of a GenBank genome assembly